Messenger RNA from Lachancea mirantina, 993 nucleotides. The record is from the annotation of a GenBank genome assembly. Lineage: Eukaryota; Fungi; Ascomycota; Saccharomycetes; Saccharomycetales; Saccharomycetaceae.
AUGAGUCCAGAAGAUAUAGUUCAGAAAUCUACCCAGUUAUUGGAUCCAUUAUCUGGUAAAAGUGUUCAAGAGGUUGUAGAAUUUUACAGUGUGUUUGAUCCCAUAAGCUCGAAAGAUUUGAAAGAACCAUUGGAUUUUGAAAACGAAUUCUUCCAAGAGCAUUGCGAAUUUGUUGAGUUAAAGAAUGGUGCCAAAGUUCGAGUAUGUCGUAAUUUACACCAGGGUGAGCAACCUGGCAGAAUCUGGCUUUUUUUCCAUGGUUUGGGAGGCAAUAUUACUCAAUUUGAACCAAUUUUAAGGGUCUUAGAUGCCCUUGAUGAACAUUUCUUGGCAAUUGAUUUGCCUGGUUUUGGUGAAAGCAGUGAAUGGGCAGAGUAUCCGAUGCUUGAAGUUGUCAAAUGUGUGGAUUCGGUAGUGGGAGACGUCAACAAGCUCGUAUUAGUCGGUCAUUCUAUGGGCUGUCAUUUGGCACUUCAUUACCAGCACUUGUUUCGCGAACAUAGAAAAAUCGAAAGGAUAAUUUUCCUGACGCCUGCCAGUGCUGUAUUGCCGCUAUUGAGACGUCGAGCGGUGCGUGGUGCUUUGCUUGUUAUGUUUUAUAUGCCAUUUUUGUUCGAUUAUUACAGAGAAAACUUUGACCAGAAUAAAGGCUUGAAAAGCUCUGGAAUCGUGAAAUUCUUUUACGAGGGCCAUCCUUAUCGCAAACUAUGGCAGUUUUCUCGUAAUGUCAAGAUCAAUAGUCGCUCCAUUAUUGGUUAUUUUAGAGGCUGGGAACCCAUUACGUGGGACACGCUGACACUCGAUUUCGAUUGCGUCGUUGUUGGUGCAGAUCAUGAUCCUAUCACGCCGCUGGACGGUGUAAAGGAAUUUUACAAUAGACUCACCACCGCACAUUCCGCAGAACUUGUUGUCUUAGGGGAUUGUUCUCACAACGUUUGUCUAGAUCAACCUGUAAAAGUCGCCGAACUAUUUCUGCGGCUUGCGUCGCAAUAA